CCGCCCCCGUUGAGAAACACUAGACGUUUAGAUGGCACAUGGUACCCAUAGUACACCUGUUUUUAUUGGAAUAUUGCCUCCAUCAAUUCCAAGUUUCAUUUCUCUGGAAAACGGGCAUGGGGAUCGGUAGCCGCUUUCAGUUUCGUUUCCCAGCGCACCAACCAACGUAGCCUAUAAUAAUCCACACUUCACUCAUACGUCUAGCAGAGGAGAGGAGUAAUUGUGGGACAACGCAGCAUACCCGAGUCGGUCUGAGUUCUGGUGACUACAAAAUGGGUCUUUUGACAGCUCUAGCAGCAGGUGCACUGGGAGCAACGGGUGCUGUGGUUGCAGCACCUGUCGUCUUGACCGCAGUAGGCUUCACUGCAGGGGGCAUCGCUGCAGGGUCCAUCGCAUCCGGCAUGAUGUCAACCGCAGCAUUGGCUAACGGAGGAGGGGUGGUAGCUGGCAGUUUGGUAGCUCUCCUGCAGUCUGCAGGUGUGGUUGGUCUGUCUACAGCAGCUACAGGUGCAGUUGCCACUGGUGGGGGACUUGGAGCUGCGGGACUGGCUGCUAUCCUCAUCUAGAGAAGCCACAUGUGGUUGCAGACAAAUCAUCAGAAGUACUAUGUCUUGUCAAUUAAAGGUUGUGAAGCCAAAAUUAAGGAAUAUAAACAUGAAGGACAAUUUGGAAUUUUAUGUCAUUGCUAAAAUAAAAUUUGAUAAUUUUGCCAGAAAAGCCUGACUGACAAAUAUAUAUCACUCAGUAGCUGCAUACUCUAGUAGGUCUAUGUUGUGAAAUUAGGCUAUGUUAUAAUCACUUCCAGACUUACCUUUUUAGGACUAUUAUGGUAUGUGUGUGUGUGUGUCUGUGUCUGUGUCUGUGUGUGUGUGUGUGUGUGUGUGUGUGUGUGUGUCUGUGUCUGUGUCUGUGUGUGUGCACUUUCUGAACCAUAGGCGCUGUGCGGCAGCCUCCACAGCUGCUGAGUGAAUAUUUAUGUAUGUGCCUGCGUAUUUAAAAGCACUUUGAGUCAACUUCAUAGUUGUGAUAUUGUGCUAUAUAAAUACAUAUUGCAUUGUGUUGUAUUGUAUUGUAUUUUAUACAUAUUUAUAUCAAACUACUGAAUUGGGACAGAAAAAAUACAGAUCAUAUUUUGCUUGUUCUUUUACAAA
This is a messenger RNA of Engraulis encrasicolus (European anchovy), 1151 nucleotides long. RefSeq names its product interferon alpha-inducible protein 27-like protein 2A. Lineage: Eukaryota; Metazoa; Chordata; Actinopteri; Clupeiformes; Engraulidae. The coding region runs from base 273 to 566 and encodes 97 amino acids. The record is from RefSeq and is a predicted model, not a curated record. The transcript is spliced from 4 exons. Gene Ontology annotation, biological process: apoptotic signaling pathway. Gene Ontology annotation, cellular component: mitochondrion; membrane.